AUGGCGAACCUCAAGAAAUUUGUGGUCAAUACAACGGAAUUUUUGAAAAAAUUAGAUAUAGUUGCUGUAUCGGAAACUUGGUUGUCCAAAUGUACUAGCUCUAAAACUGUCAAUAUACCUGGCUUCAGCUUUUGUAGAAAUGAUAGGCCAUCCCGUGGUGGAGGUGUCGGUAUUUAUAUUAGCAGCAACAUCAAUCAUAUGGCUUUAUACAAAUUAUCGAAAAUCCUACUAGAAUUACUGAGACAAGUAGCACUCUCCUGGAUCCCAUAUUUCUGUCUGAUGUUGAGGUUUGCGGUGAAAAGAGUACCAUCAACGCUGAUACCAUUAGUGACCAUCAAAUGGUUUUCUGUGACCUACUUUGUAGUUUCCAUAAAGAGCAUAAGUUACGUAUUGGCAGAUGCGAUGAUGUCACUGAAUUGGGUUCCAAAGACACCUCCCCAUGGUCAAAUGACUGUGUGUUUGGCGUAUACCCUGCUGUUUAGAGUGAGAUAGAGUUGUCAUACAUUUCUAACAGCACAGGAUCUUUCCCUUACAACUCGUGCGACUCACCUCCUUCGCCUACACCAUAUGUCAUGGCAGGUGCUUUAUAUUUUAAUAAUUAAGUGUGAAUCGAAUCAUUGAUCAGUAAUUAUCAAAUCACUGAGUGAUUUGUUAAAACAGCGUACAUACCAGAUAAUUACGGCACACAAACCGUGUAAUUUCUCCACAUUUGGGAAAGAAAUUGAACCGUCUGCGACACCUUAUCCAUUCCGGCAUCAAAUUGACAUGGAAUUCGGAAUCUAUGCACCCGAUUUGCCCAGGAUACGAGUUUUCACUUUUGUGUAAAAUUCUAGCAUUAGUGCUGCGGGCGCCCAUGUUUAUAUUACAAAUAGAUAUAGUGCCUCUACCAAACAACAUCUAACACGCUAUCCAGCAUCAGGUCAACCAAUAAUACUUUCUCUUUCAUCUCUAUAUCGUGUAAUUCAUUAUAGUUCUUUAUUUAGUUUUACUAUUCAUAGACAUACAAUCAGACAUACAAUGGACUAAUUUGUAUCUAAAUUUAGUGAUAACUCUUAGUAUAGAGAUGGUUGGCUGUAAGAAUAGCAUUGCUCAACUCCUCCAAUAAUGCCAAUACAAAUGUACACAAUUUACCCAGAUAAUAAAGCAUCAGAGUCUAUCUAUUUUAUAACAUAUGUGUUUUACCCUUUCAUCAACAUUUGUAUGUUCAUUUUAAUAACUAAUUGUCUUUUAAAAGCCCAAUGGUUAUAAUUUUGGUAUUUUUGUCCAAAAUUCACUAAUUUUUGAAUAUUUAAUUCAAUAUUUUUUUAUAUAAUCGUAACAUUGUCUACUUCAAAUCUGUGAUAAAACACGCUAAGAUACAACACAGAAUACAAAAGAUGAAGCGACAACUCUCUCUUUCUCUCUCUCUCUCUCUCAUUAUCAUGUGUAUUGAUUUGUUUCACCUUUUUUUUUUAAUUUAAGCGCAGUGAAGCGCCAAUUCUAGUUUCAAAUAUGUUUUGCAUCUUAGUAACACGCUGAAGAAAGUUCAAAAUACAUAUGUUCCAAAAUAUUCAAAUGCAAAAGUUGCAUAGUUGAAACAGUAACGUGUAAAAAUCGAACUCUGAGAAAAUUGAGUGCAAAAUUCUGGAUUUUGUCGAACUAAAUAAAUAGUAUUUUUUAUAUACUAUUUUUUUUUAUUUUUUGUGUUAUAUUCUGUAAAUAGUUUUCUCCAUUUUUGUAUAUAAACCUUGAUUUUAUUUAAUGCAAUUAAGGCAUAAAGCGGAAGUGUCUAUCAUGUGGAAGUUUUAAGAUUUGUCAAAAUUGAAGUCAUUACAUUACACUAUAUAAUAAGAUUGUUAAACUUCUGUAAUACAGCACUAUGUUGCCUACUCAAAAUUGUGAAAAUAAAUUUAAUGCAAUUAUAGCUAAUCAAAUAAAUCGCCGCUAGUUUAAAAUAAAGAUAAGUUUCCUUAACCAUCAGUCUAAAUGUAAAAAUGCGUGUACAAGUUUGCUAUUUAAAAAGGAACGCGCGCAUAAAACAUGGAAUUUUGGAGACUGAACAAGUGUCCAAUUGAUUUGCCAGACUGUUUUUAGGUCACUAUACAAAUGUUUUGAAGCUGGCGAAAAUGUAAAAAUAAUGAAGAUAGUGUAAAUGGGCAUACAAUAGAGAAUAUACAUAAGCAGAUCUUCCACAGACUAGAUACGAUCCCAUUUUGAAAAAAAUUGAAAAUUUUGUGCCUUACAAUUUUGACUGAGCAUAAAAAAAAUUAAGAUUUUGGUAUUUAUAUAGGGUAGUUAACUUGCCAGAAUAAUAAAUAGAUGCUUGCAUUUGCAAUUCUAGUGAUACUCAUAAGCACUAUGUCCUUUUGACUGAAUUAGAAUGUCAAUUUAUGUAAUUUUUAAUGUUUCACAAAAUGGGGUCCUCAAUAUUAGAAUCUCUGAAACUACGUGUAAAAAUAUAUAUUAACAAUGUCCUUUACUGACUUUGAUAUUUUAAAUUUUUUUCCAAAAUUCUGACAAUUUCAUAAAAUUUGUCUUUGAUGAAUGUUUCAUCUCUUAUAGUUUCUGGGGUUCGGGCCCCACUGUAUAGAAGUAGAUGUAACAUGAUGAAUAAGACUUUUUUCGAAAACCUUACAUCUGCUUUGUGAUGUCUUUUGGAUCAGCUCUGGAAAAUGGCAGCUGCUUUUUUUAUCGAAUUUAGAAAAAUUGCAGCUGCUAGCUUUAUAUUUGGACUAAAAGGCGUUGAGUUAUAUUUUUCAAUAAUGAUGCUAAAGUAAUAUACAUAAGCAAAUGCGAAUUUCAAUCAGAACUUCACAAAACCUACUAUUACAAAAUUUUACCUUCCAACACCAUCAAAAAACGCAUUUUGAGUAUGUUACCUACAAAAUAAUGGCAGUAUUUUUCUAAAUUUGAAGUCUACUCGGAAUCGACUCAUUUUGGUGCUCAACUAUAUAUAGCUUUCUGUCUAUUAAAUUUUGAGAUAUCCUGUAUUUUUGAAAAGGGUAAAAAAUAACUGUCGUUUUGUAUGAUCAACAAGUGCAAUAUUUGGAUUAUCAAAGUUGUGAGAUUUUCUGUAUCAAAGACUGACUGUGAUAAAAUUAUGACAUUUUUGAAUGAGUUUUGAUUGAAAUUGUGCAUCAAUGCCAGCUACAGAUAAAUUUUUAUACUUUUUGAGAAUACAUAUUCUCAGAUAGACAAGGAAAAUACUCUGCAUACAUACAUAUGUAUAAUAAACAUAGUUUAGUACAAACCAUGAAAAUUGAAAAAUUUUCAUGGUGACACAUUUUCACAUUGUUUAUAUGUGAACCUGAACACAUGUGGCUGGAUGUUUUUCUAAGUAAGAUGUAGUCAAUAGAACAUUUAAAUUUAUAUCAAGUUGUACCUAUAAUAAUUAUGUAUUGUCAUGUUCCUCUUUUCAUAAAACUUCAAAUAUAUGUAUUAUAUUUAAAA
Acanthoscelides obtectus is the source of this 3429-nucleotide messenger RNA. The record is from the annotation of a GenBank genome assembly. NCBI's taxonomy places the organism in Eukaryota, Metazoa, Arthropoda, Insecta, Coleoptera, Chrysomelidae.